CUGCCACUGUAAGUUUUCUACCAUGCAAACCUAUCCUAAAACAUGUUUUCCUCGAGUUUGAGCUGGGAAUCUAAGGUCUUUUAAAAAGGUAGUGAAGCUGGCGGUGAUCCCAGCAGCAAUGGGAUUGGCCUCGUUUCGAGUUUAUGCCAUGAGUCAGGACAAAACAGAGACUGUGCUGCUCUCCCCUAGAGAGUUGUCCAUCUAUGCUCCAGACCCUCCAGCAACUCACUACAUGAAUGAGCAGCCUGGAGCUCUGCAGAACGGGCUGGGUGUGGUCCGGGUGGGGCUGCAACCAUACGUUACUGCCGUUAAGAAUGCUUAUACCUCUGUCAAGGUCGGAGCCGAAACAGUCUAUACUGCUGGACACGAUACAUACGAGUUCCUGAGAGAUCCUUCUCCUGGUUUUAUGCAGAGGGUCGGUGUAAUCACAGUCUCUGGGUUAGCGGGUCUGAUCCUGGCAAGGAAAGGGUCACGUCUGAUGAGGCUGGGGGUACCUCUGGGUAUGGCCACUGUAGGCACUUCCGUGUGCUACCCCACUCAGACAGUGGGUGUUGUGAAGAUGACGGGGCAGAAGAUGUAUGCAGCAAGCCAGUACACUACAUCAUCUAUGGCAUCAAUAUUUAAAUCAAAGCCCAAAGAAGUAACUCCCCCAACUGUCAGUCUUGAGCAAGCCCCGCAAGCUACCAUCCCUGAGCCAGAAGUGUCAGAGGCAAAGCCCCUCCUUGAAGCUGAAUCAUCUGAACCAGCCACGCCUGCUGUUGACAAGGUUUCCCCCACUGAACCUAGUUCUGCCUCAGGCCCCGUAGAGGGUGCUCCAUCUGCGGUUGAACCUGCUCCUCAGCCCACCACAGAGGUGGCCCCUGCAGAGGGUUCUAUUGACACUGAGCCUGCUGCAGCUGAACCUGAGGCAGUCACAGUGGUGGAGCAAGAGGCUGUUCAGACGGCCCUUGUGCCUGCCCCUGCACCUCCUGUUGAGGAAGCUGCUGCUUCACCUGCUGAAGAGAUUCCUGCACCUGCCCCUGUUGAGGCUGUCCCUGCACCUCCCCCAGCAGCGGAAGUUAUUCCUCUCCCACCUCCUGCUGAAGAGACAGAGCUUCCACCCCCUGCACCUGUUGAGGAGGAAGCUGCUCCUUCACCCCCGGCACCUGUUGAGGAAGCUGCUCCUUCACCCCUUGCAGCAGAAGAGGCUGCCCCUGUAUCUAUAGAGGGGGUUGCUGACCCACCUCCUGUAGCUGAAGAGACUGCACCUGCUCCUGUUGACGAGGCUGCUCCUCCAGCUACAACAGAGGAGCCAUCUGUGAUUGUAACAAAAACUGCUGGGAAACAAAAAUUUGCACCAGACCCUAAGCUAAUUGACCUUGGCCAGGCCAGCCCUGAGGAUGCGGACCUGUACAGCACGCGUGGAUGAAGAAUGACAGGAGGAGAAGGUGGGGGAUAUGUGGGAGGGAGGGGAAGGUUAAGGGUAAUCUUCAGAAAUUAAAAAAUAUUAAAGCAACACUUUUUUCAGGUGCCUAUUUCUCUUUUUACCUCAGUGAUAGGGAACAGUUAGUCCUAUACAGGCGGUGUCCCGAUUAUCCACCCUUCUCCCCAAGUGUGCAAUUGCACACUACCGGUCAUGGAUUUAACAAUUUGAAUCCAUGUCAGGGAGGAGGAUUGAGAACCAGGUUUCAGCCAUAGUGUGUUGGAAUUUUGACCUCUGGUGUCAUCUGCAGUUUACAUGUAGACACCCACAGGGAACAGGGUACAGGUCAUCAUCUGCAUCCACAGGAACAAACAGACAUCUUUACACCCUACUUCCAGAGCCACUACACAAGGUUUACUUACCAAUACUUACUCAGUGGUCAGUUUAUUAGGUACACCCAUCUAGUACUGGGUCGGACCACCCUUUGUUUCCAGAACAGCCUGAAUUGUUCGUG
Molecule: messenger RNA, 1916 nt
Organism: Salvelinus sp. IW2-2015
Lineage: Eukaryota; Metazoa; Chordata; Actinopteri; Salmoniformes; Salmonidae
Product: MICOS complex subunit MIC27
Biological process (GO): cristae formation
Cellular component (GO): MICOS complex
Source: RefSeq, a predicted model, not a curated record